AGCCUAUGUACAUUUAAAAAAAAAAAAAAAAAAAAAGUGCUUUAUAAAGUUUUGACUCAACUGAUAAACAUUUUACUUAAAUUUGGCAAAAAGUUUUAUUUUUGAGCACUGAAUCUCAUAAAGUAGUAAGUAAAGAACAGAUUCUAAUAGUGAUGUUCACAUUUGAGAGCCACAAAUUAAAGGGAGAACAAAAAACUACAAAACAUUUCACCGUCGCAGUAUGAUGACGUCAUCUCUCCGGGACGCGGACACCGGUGAAUUUGAGGAAAAGGGAGGCAGGCAUGGAGUUCUGUGGAGGCAAGCGGCUGUGAGCUGAUGUCCAGCGGAAUUGAUGAUACUAUUCCUGGUUUCCCAACAUGGAGGCUGACACAGAGCUGGACCCGGACACUGACGACCUCCCUCUCAGAGCCAACACCAAACACAUCCUGGUCCGCCAUUACGUUCUGGAUCUGACCGUCCACUUUGACAGGAGAGUGAUCAGUGGGAAUGUGGUGCUAUUUCUGGAGCCCACUGAAGCAGAGGCAGAAGGAGAAGAGACAGGUGGAGAGACAAGAGCAGGAGAAGAGACAGGGGAAAGGGCAGGAGCAGGAGCAGGAACACAUGCAGGGGCAGGAGAAGAGAUACGGACAGGGGCAGGAGGGGAGGCUGAUGGACAGAGAAGACCUGAUUCAGCUGGAGAUGGCGUAGAGGAGUCCAGAGCUUCCGGGGAAACAGCUUCUUUGCACUCGUGGGAAAGCCGUGGUGACAGGGAGGACUUCACCUUGGUGCUGGACUGCUGCGACCUCUCGGUGUCAAAGGUCGAGGAAGUGGACAUAACCUGCGUGUUGGGGUCGCCUGGCUGCUCGGUGCAGACAGAUAAGGUCACACCUCUCAGCUCUGGGUCCGCACUCGCACACAGACUCAUGUCCAUGCCCUCCCAGAGCUGUAGGGGGCAGCACCAGCUCUACUCUCAGUGCAGCCGGGCCCCCUCUGUCCAGGGAGGGGGACAGCUGUGGUUUUGCACUGACCGAUGGAGUCUAAAGGUGAGGAAAAGAGGAGUCGUCUCACCACAGGAGUUCCCACGUGUCCUGAGGAUCUUUUACGAGACCCGACCAACAGGGGGCUCUGUACGCUGGACCCACGAUCAGGGCAACAGGUCUUGUGUGUACACCGCUGGAUCUCCCAUCAACAACCGCGCGCUGUUUCCAUGCCAGGAGCCGCCCGUUGCCAUGUCGACGUGGCAGGCGCUGGUGAGGGCCCCUGCCGAGUGUGUGGUUCUGAUGAGCGGAGAGGAGCAGGCGGUGCCCAAGCAGGAGUCUAGCACAGGCUUCUUAAUCUGGUCUUAUUAUGUGACGAUGCCCAUGCCGGCCUCCACCUUGGCACUGGCAGUGGGCCAUUGGCACCAGGUCUCUGUGGUCCGUCCCUGUGGAUCAGAUUCAGACAGAGAAGAGUCUCUGGACAAAACCGGGGACAAAACUGAGACUGGACCAGGAGAAGGCAGCAGUGAUGUAGUGGACUCUGUGCUCCAAACUGACAGUGGUCACCGGACCACCCGCUCAGACCUCGCAUUCUGCCACUCUUCCCUGGAGAACGCAGAGCCAACGCCAACCGAUUAUACAGGCCCAGCGGAUGACGGCAUCUCCUGUUCCCAUGGCGACUACCCCUGCCGAUUCACAGAGCAGCGGGCCAUGUCCCAGCGGGUGAUUCCACACCGCGUGUUUGCCCCCGUCUGCCUCCUGCAAGAAGCCCAGCUGGUCUUAAACCUCCUGCCUCGGUGUUUGGCUGCUGCUCACUCUGUUCUGGGAGUUCAUCCAUUUCCUCGCCUUGAUGUUCUCAUUGUCCCCGCUGGGUUCUCCAGUCUGGGCAUGGCCAGCCCACACAUCGUCUUCCUGUCCCAGAGCGUCUUGGGUGUUUCUGAAGGGGCUUCCCCGAUGGAGUCCUCCCUCUGUGGGUCCAGAUUAUGUCAUGAGAUCGCACACUCCUGGUUCGGUUUGGUUAUCGGAGCGAGAGACUGGACCGAAGAGUGGAUCAGUGAAGGAUUUGCCACCUUCUUAGAAGAUAUCAUAUGGGCCCAAGCUCAGCAACUCUCAGUGCAGGAGGCAGCAGAACAGUCUGACCUGAAGGCUCUGCUGAGGUGGAGACGAUUGUCAGAUGAGCUACACAACUCACAAGAACAACUACAGAUUCUCCGACCCAACCUGGACAGCACUGGUGCGGUGAGUGAGUCCGGAUCUUCUACAGUCAAACAUGCUCUCAACCCGGACAAAACAUUCAUGCAAGUCCAUUAUCUAAAGGGCUACUUCCUUCUCAGAUUCCUGGCCAGUGAAGUCGGCGAACAACAGUUUAUCGAUUUCUUCCGAGUGUUUGUGAAGAAAGUCCACGGACAGCUCAUUCUCUCUCAGGACUUCCUGAAAAUGGUGCUGUUUACCUUUCCUGACAUUGAGAGAAAAGGCCUCACCCUCAGUUCGAUUUAUGCUGACUGGCUCGAUCGUCCGGGAAUUCCAACGUGGCUGCGCGAUCGGAGCUCCGUGUGGUUACAAGCGAGCCUGCUGCAAGAAGUCAAAGCCGAGGUUGUAAAAUGGAUUCUCCCCAGCCGAAGUCAUCAGGAGAAGGGCAGAAAGCGGAAGAGACCGGAGACCAAGGUGAACCACAAAAAGUUGUCUUCAGACCAGAUGGUGAUGCUCCUUGAACUGCUGCUUGAAGAGGAGACGAUGAGCCACGCCACAAUGCUCCGUCUGCAGAAAGUCUUCGGUCUGCAGAGGCAAGACGCUGAGGUCAGACAUCGCUGGUGUGAGCUGGUUGUGAAACACGGCUUCUCUCAGGCGUACAGAGAUGUGGAGCACUUCCUCAUUCAUGACCAGGCGAUGGGAGUGUAUCUGUACGGAGAGCUGAUGGUCCAAGAAGACGCCCGACAGCAGGCUCUGGCUCGCCGCUGCCUCACGCUGGUCAGAGAGGAAAUGGACCCCUCAGCUCGCAGAGUGGUGGAGGAGAUGGUGCUUUAGUGAACAGGUUGCUAACUCCAGAUGGCGACGACAGACACUUGGCCCGGGCGCUCACCUCCUUUUGCUCAGUAGAAGAAGAGGGGAACGCCACAAUGUGUGUACGCCCACGCUCGCCCGCCUCUGCCAACCUCUGCCAACUGUUCUGCACACACAGCACCGCAACCAGCUCGGCCUGUCACCAUAACACAUUGUAAAGUAUGAUAUAUUGCUGAAGAAAAUCAAGAAUUCUAUUUGAAGUCUGUUUCUGUAACUUUGUAAACCGUGAAGUAGUGAAAACAUUUCGCCGAACCUUGAGUUUAAAUGUUUUUGGACUUUAGACUUUUGCAUUUUGAAUAUUAGUUAUGACAUUGUUGGUUAGCCUUUGCGAUGUCUUUGAACUUUUAAACACAAAAAUGGACUCUUUCUUUUCUUUAAGCCAUGUUAUAAUGCUGUUCCUUCAUCAAAAACAUACCAGGACUUGUGCUGUUGUUUAUUAUUAGUCUGUCUACAUCUCCAAAACUCAAAAUGCUCCGUUCCAUCUUUUCGAUUUCAUGUAUUGGUAGUUUUCAAGUUACCAGCAACCUUUUACCAUUUGCUCAGUAGAAAUUGGCAAUUACAGCCCUGAAAUCAUCUAAAUGAUUCAGGUGAAGGUGUAUGGAGUUUAAAAACAUGGUGGAGCAGAGGGUUCGAGAGAAGUUGUCAGCCUAAAUACGUAGGGUUUUUGUAUUAAACAUGUGUGAAUGAAACAAAACACAACUCCAGGUAUGUUCUGUAUGAGGAAACAACAUUAUAACAGAUCAGAAAAUCCCGUGAAAUGUUUUUUUAUGAUGAUUUUUAAAGUCUACGAGGAAAAAAAAAUUAUGCAAACUUUACUUCUGGAACCAGGGCGGACGUUCUGUUGAGCUCCUUUGCUCUCCAAGUCGAUGUAGUGUUUAUUGUGACAGGCCUAGAAUCAUCUAAGAGCUGCUCGUACUAUUUAUACUUUGCAGCGACAUCACGCUGGGGGUGUUCUAUAAUGCAUUGCUAUCGAUGGAAUUUUCAGCGGUUACCAUGGUGACACGACGCACACAUCGGCAAACGCAGACAUAAAAAGUUUUAAGAUUGUCUGAAGAGUCAAGAAAAAAUACAAAAUGGGUUUAAGAUAGAUAUUUUCAGGAUUCUCUGAUUAAGUCAAGCACAGGGACAAAUUGAAAAACUGUACAGGGUUCCCACGGUCAUGGAAAUCCUGGAAAAGUCAUGGAAUUUUAGCAUCUCUUUCAUGCAACUACAGCGUUCUGUUAAGUUAUCAUUAGGCUAUUAUGAUUAUUUCUGAACGUAUACGCCUUUUGUUUAAAAGAAACGACAAUAAAUGCACUGACAGUAUUUUUAAUGUAAAAAAAAGUUUAAUACCAAACCAUAAGUUGAGUAGAAAGGGUUAACAUUUCAUAUUUAGCUCUGAAAGUAUGAUCAGUUCUACACAUGUAGGUGCCAUAAACUCAUAGAAAAUUUACUUUAGGUCAUGAAAAAGUUUUGAAAUUUUGUCAGUGAAAAAGAGUGGGAACCCUGACCAAUCUCACCUUUUAAAUCAGUUCUUUCUGGUCAGAUUGUGUCAAAAUAAAGUUCAGAUUAAAGUCUAACUUGAGUACGAGAGCUUCUAACAGAGUAGUGCUUUCAGUUAGCGUCACAGCCCCGGGGAGAGUUCGCGACAUCAGCUGCAAAGUAUCAAUAACCCAGAGAAACAGCGCGUCCCCUUUCACCUGUUUAAGUGGAGCGCAGAAGUGCUCAGACCUCCGUGGGUGACCGUGGGUGACGUGAAGGCAGAGCUCCAUGUGUGUUUAGUCUGAGGGAAAGAGCUGGUUCUUCGUUUAGACUGGAAAUACCUUCUGGGGAGCCGUGUUUUUACCCACAAUAUAUGACCUCAGAGCGGCCCCCACACUGGAAAAUACUUGAUACUCAACCCUCAGGACUAUUGGUUUUUAAUACAGUCUAUGGUGUCAUAUACAGUGUUUAUAGUACGGUGUAAUAGACAAACCAGGAGACUUGGAGAACAUAAAUUGAAAUCUGCUUUCUCUUUGGUAUUUAGUUUGAUCAUAUUUGCCUGUAUAUUUAGUAUAAUUGUUUUUUAACCCUUCCAGACCAACUAUAUCGUACAUGAUACUUGGGAAUAUGUUUUAUACUUUUUAACUCUGUAUAAAUUUCCAACCAUAAAAGAUAGAAACUUACUUAUUUUCCCCUUGAAAAGCUGAGACUUGCAGCUUUCCAUCAUUAUCUUACGUCAGACCUGUACGGAGAAACAAGUGUCCAAUAGGAACGCUGUUUUCCGCCAAACGUAUGCGCUCCAUCCAUUAUGAUUGGCCCAAACUUUGCCAAAGAGUGUAGUGAGUCAAGAUGAUCGACUGCUCUGAGCGUCUGUGUUCGUAACAAUUGAAAAAGCCGCUCUAAGUUCAGUUAUUUCUCAAGAAAGUGUUAAAUUACUUACCUUGGUCUGCGUAAUAGUAGCUUGACUCAUCAGCCGGUUUUACUUCGUUUCACUUCAUACAAACCGUCUGACCUCGCAGCGUUAGAAUUUGUUCGCUCGAUGGUAGGCGGGUACUUUUUAUCAUUUAACCAAUCGCUGCUAUUUGGUCGUGACGUAUGUAAUGCGAAACUAACAGGGCUAACUGGUGUAUUAAGCUUUUCCCAAAUCCCACAGGAAGAAGGGCAAUAACGUCUUUCCCCUUGAUAAAAUUCACCAAACAUUCUCUUUGUUCCGGCUUUAAAUCCUCGAUCUCGGGAAUCGUUGACAACACUGAAUAUAUGGCUCUUCGAUGAUUGGCUGAUGUCCGAACUUGCACUUCCAGGGUUUUUGCGAACCUUCUCGUGUAUUUUGAUCCCUGACCUAGUCGCUGGAGAGAAAUGAAAUUGAGCGGAGGCACUAGGUCGCACCAGACUGGCUAGCGUAAUAGUGCAGAAUGUACAAACACAAAUGUAAUAAACACCGUGGAAAUUCAUGGACGUGAUGUGGCUCUCUGCCAGGAGAGGAAAAAUGGACUAAAACUGCCUUUAGGUCUGGAAGGGUUAAUAUCUAUCAUUUUAUUUGUCCGUUACAUUGUCAAGUUAUUUCUUCUACCUUCUUUUGUAUUUGAUUUCACAACUUUUUUGUGAUUGAGUUUGAUAUUUUGAGAUACAUGUAUUUUUUGCAUCUUUGUUCUUUUGUAUUACCAUUUGUACGUUUUGUAAAAAUCAUUGAAUUUUCUGUAAACGAUGCUGUAAUUGUCUAGUUGUAACAUAAAUGUGCAUUAUUUUACUCGUCUGCCAACUGCUUGUUAUGUAAUCACUAAAUAAAUACAUUAAAAAACACGCGUUCUCACUGUGAACUUGGUCGCCUCUCCACAGAUCUGACCUGUGACUUGGUCUAGAGACGUGACCUUAUUAUUAUUAUCUAUAUCUGGAUAAGUAUAAUGACAUUUUAAGUACAGCUGUAACAUCUCCAUGGAGACAAGCAGGUGGCAGACCUUACACCUGAAAAGUUCCAUAGUGCACCUUUAACGUGUAACCUCAGUAAUCACGGCGGUUAAAUCUCUUGUGAUGAAAUAUUAAUUGGUUUUAAUUUGAACACUGGCGUCUUUGUUGUAUUCAAAUGUGAAGACACCGAAAUGCGACAUGAAUUUUUAAACACGAGAUUUGCUUUUUUAUAUUUUUAUGAACCAAUUGUAUCGUUUUUGAAAUGUACCACCAGCUCCACGAUCAAUAAAAUAAAAUGUGCAG
Messenger RNA from Boleophthalmus pectinirostris (great blue-spotted mudskipper), 6686 nucleotides. RefSeq names its product aminopeptidase O (putative) (gene aopep). Gene Ontology annotation, cellular component: nucleolus. NCBI's taxonomy places the organism in Eukaryota, Metazoa, Chordata, Actinopteri, Gobiiformes, Gobiidae. Gene Ontology annotation, molecular function: zinc ion binding; metalloaminopeptidase activity. The record is from RefSeq and is a predicted model, not a curated record. The coding region runs from base 357 to 2981 and encodes 874 amino acids. The transcript has 20 exons.